Messenger RNA from Pogonomyrmex barbatus (red harvester ant), 4052 nucleotides. RefSeq names its product leukocyte receptor cluster member 8. The record is from RefSeq and is a predicted model, not a curated record. NCBI's taxonomy places the organism in Eukaryota, Metazoa, Arthropoda, Insecta, Hymenoptera, Formicidae. Gene Ontology annotation, cellular component: nucleus.
AUGUCAGAAGGCGAGGCGUUGUCGCAGAAGAAGAAGCAGCAGCAGCCACCGUUUCAUCCGCAGCAGCAACAGCAGCAGCCACCGAUCGGAGCGGCUCCGAUGGCGAAUAUGACGUGGCAAUACCCGCCAAACAAUAUGCACAUGUUUCCACCGUAUCCGGGGCAAAUGUAUGGCCCAGGGUAUCAAGGUGUGCCACAUCAAGGACAGAUGUUUAAUUAUUAUCACAUGAUGCCAGGAUAUGGUCAACAUUUUAAUCCUCAGCAGAUGCAACAACAUCAGCAGCAGCAUCAACAGCAGCAUCAACAGCAGCAUCAACAGCAGCAUCAACAGCCACAGCAGCAGCAACAUCAGCAGCAACAACAUCAGCAGCAGCAGCAACAGCAGCAGCAGCAACAACAACAGCAGGGGAACAAUCAGACAAAACAGCAGUUACAUCAGCAACCUCCAAUACCGGGUACUCCGAUGCCUUUGGAUGAUGAAUCUGAUCUUCCACCACUACCACCUGGUCCACCACCAACAGUUCCGAAUCAACAGCAUAACAAUCAUAUGCAACAACAGCCGAUGGCUUAUUCAGGCCUAAUGUACAAUUCGUUCCCCUAUGGUAACUGGAAUGGAAUGCACAAUGAUAAUUCUCAAUACAAUGGACAGAAUGCGAUACGUUUCAAUUUACCAAAUAAGAAAACAGGUCUAGGAUAUACGCCAUCCGGCAAUAGCGGCGCUGCGAAAAAACGUAAGCGGAACAAAAAUUUAGCAGCUCAAUUCAACAAUAGCUUUCAGGGAAACCCUUCAGCUACCGGUUCUUUUAUGCCUAAUGGACCUAAUGUUGGAAAACCCGCGGAAUUACCACCGUUACCUCCCGCACAAUGCGAACCAGUGGCUCCUCCGCCGCCGAGCGAGGAGCCACCUGGUCCUGUCGUGCCGGUCACCACAGCUGCUAAUACGACUCCUAGUACCGGUGCUAUUUCUUCCAUCAACCAUAAUCCGGUUGGGGACUGGCCCGAGAGUUUGAAGAACUACGUGAAUCGAUGCUAUGAGAAAUGUAAGACAGCGGUUGAUAAGGAUCAGGUUGAAAUCAUAUUGAAGGGCAAGAUCACGCGUGCCGCGAACGACGGUUCGCUCUGGUUGAAGGACUGGGAUAAGGAGCCUCUACCCAGCAUCCACAGCGAACGUAUGACCAUGACGAUCAAACCUCAAAAGCCGGCAUUAAAACUGGCGAAUCCUCUGGCGAGCCCACUGGUCAAUGCACAGGGAGGCCUGCGCAAGCCCGGGCUCUCUAGCUCGCUCGGGGCUCGGCUUGGCGCGCGUCUCUCUGUGACACACAGCAGGCGGUCAAGGACGAGGUCGAGAUCGAGGUCUAGAUCGAGAUCAAGAUCAAGAUCCAAAUCGAGAUCGCGAUCCCGGUCGCGGUCGCGGUCGAGGUCACGUUCGAGGUCGAGAUCGACGCGUUCGCGUACACGUAGUCCGCCGUCGCGGAGAUACAACAGGCGCAGCACGUCCUCGUCAUCAAACAUUAGCGAUCGGGAGCACGAUUACAAGGCGCCGAAAGCGAAAAAGUCCGGGCGCAACAAGGCAAAUCACGGCAACAAGAAGUCCAAGAAGGCUAAGCAAGCUAAAUCACAUUUCUAUUCCGAAUUUGGUUUAGCUACAGGCAACGUGGACGAGCUGGGUACCAAGGAGAAGCUGCAGCAGCGUGCUGCCAGAUUCAAUGGCGGCAUUUCCAGGACGUCUAUCAGCAGCGUUGUUAUUAGAGAUGACUCAAAUGCAGAUUUCGACUUUACUGGACUCCACAUCGUCGGCACGUGCAAGGAUCUAGAGAAACCUUACUUGCGUCUCACGUCGGCUCCUGCUCCGUCUGCAAUUCGACCGGUAAGUGUACUUCAAAAUUCUUUGGCCCACGUCAAGAAACGUUGGCUAGCCGAUCAGGACUACAGAUACGCUUGUGAUCAAUUAAAAUCCAUCCGGCAAGAUCUUACCGUGCAAGGUAUCAGGGACGCGUUUACAGUUCAUGUAUACGAAACUCACGCCCGUGUAGCUUUAGAACGCGGUGACCACGAAGAAUUCAAUCAGUGUCAGACGCAGUUGAAAAUGCUAUAUCAGGAUCUCGGUGGCGAGAAUCGAUGUGAAUUCAUUGCGUAUCGAAUUCUCUAUUAUAUCUUCACGAAGAAUACCCAAGACUUAACGACAAUUUUAGCUGCACUUUCGGCAGAAGAUAAAAACGAUGAAUGCAUAGCACAUGCGUUAAAAAUACGCUCGGCGUGGUGGUUGGGUAACUUCCAUGCUUUCUUCAAAUUGUAUAGAACGGCACCACGUAUGUCUGCCUUUUUGAUGGAUUGGUUUGUCGCGAGAGAGCGAAAGAAGGCAUUGAAAUUCAUGAUAAAGUCCUACCGGCAAAAUUUGGCGGUUCAUUUCGUCGUAGCGGAAUUGGCCUUUGAUUCUUUGGACAAGUUUUAUGAAUUUGUAAGCGAGUUCGGUUUGGUUUACGCUGAUCUCGCUCGACAGCAAAUCGACUGCAAGGCAAGCAGUGGUAGUCUAGGUGGUUGGUAGAAGGCAACGCCGCUCUACUGUCCUACCUUUACCCCUCGCGGCGGAAGAUAACGUAACACGUGAAAAAGAAGGGCUACACAUUUAUAUACAUACACGCGUAUACAUAUAAAUCUUACGUGUAUUGUAUUAUGUGUAUAUGCAUAUGUCUCUAGCAUACGUGCGCUUAUGUGAUGCAUAUGCAUAUAUAUAUAUAUACUUAGAUAGAUUGUUACAUUCCGCCUGGGGUACGCAUGUUUUUAUAAAAUUCCCUCGCUCUCGGAAGCCCCACGUGCCGGCUCUACCUCUCGCAAACAAUCUUCAAACCAUCGUCCCACGGCGAUGUCGCAGUUUUACGUCGGGCGCAAAAUCGAAAGCUUGGGACUUCGACUACAGCUUCGACUGUGAAUUUGUAUAUACACGCUCCUUCAUUCGGUUUCCCCGCGCGCACUUGUAUAAUCGCAAGAGGACGUAUAUGAUGGAUCCCUCGCUGGGGGCUCCUGGAAAUCGUACAAAAAUCAGGACGGAUAGUUUUCGUUCAUUCGACGCUACCUCAUUAAAAAAGAUUAGAUGAGAAAAAAGUUCGUUAUAACUCGUCGAGGAUCAUAUUCACUAUGCAAACGGUACAAUCUACAGUCUUCGCAUAAGAAAAAAAAAAGUCCAUCUUUCGUUCGUUCUCGGCUCGAGACGAUUCGUCGACGAGACGAUUAAGUUGCUCUCUCUUUUUCAAUCGUUCGUAGCAUGAUGCACACAUACGAUUCACUGCCACAGUGCUCGAUCGAUUUUCCAAAUGUUCUUUUAAAUAUUACUACACGAAAACAACCCAGUUAGCUGCCCAGCUGAGUCGCAACGCAAGCUUUUCUCUUUUUGAAAAGAGAAAUGUUUCAAGGAGAACGCGGAUGAGAAUUUUGAUCCAAAAAAAUUCCACGGAUUCAGAGAUAUAAAUUGUGUUUAAGAAGACUGCUAUCGCUAUAUUUAUGCAGCUUGUGCCCGAGAGACGCUCUUCUCGAUCAACGAUUAAUACAGCAUUCCUGGUCGCAAUGAAUGUUACUUCCCGGAUAAGCUCGAAGAUAAUGGGUGGAUGAGGCGCAGAGAAGAAGGAAGAAUGAUAGAAUUGAUUCCCGAAAUAUUGUUACUUGCGUGGAUGAACCACGACAUUGAAGACACCUGAGUUGAGGACGAAAAUAGAAGACCGAAGAUCACAAGGAGAGGACAGUCUGUUGCUGCAUAUCACACGCGACGAGCGGCGCAUCAUCGUCGGUUCUCGUCGUGUGCCGAGUGAUCUUAUAAUUUAUUUUAAUGUAUUCAUGUGUCGCGCGCGGGACGACGAUCUUUCGAUCUUUAUUUCCUUUUCUCAUUAGAUUCUCCAGGUGGUCAAGCUGCUUCUUGGUUCUCUCACGUUCAUACACGCGCGCUCGGAUGAAAGGUGCACCAACCGCAUUACACGGAUUCGGAAGGGAAAAAAAAAUGAUUCAUUGUAAAAUACUUGCUCCGAAUACGAUGUUGUGCAUAAUAAAUUAUUUAAUUUUCUG